Molecule: messenger RNA, 426 nt
Organism: Laccaria bicolor S238N-H82
Lineage: Eukaryota; Fungi; Basidiomycota; Agaricomycetes; Agaricales; Hydnangiaceae
Exons: 1
Coding region: 1-426 (141 amino acids)
Source: RefSeq, a predicted model, not a curated record
AUGAAGGUCCCUGUCUCAGCUUUGGAGGGAUGCCUGGCCUCCUUUAUUGCAGCAGAUGAGAGAAGAACUAAAGCCAGCACACAGUUCUUUGCAGAUACAGGUCUUAUGGCCAUGCUGUGUUGUCAUGACCAUGUUCUCUGGCUAGUAAACAUGACUACUGCUGGAGAACGCCAAUACUAUGCUCUGGUAUUGAUAAAAAUGCUGUUUAUAUUAUCAAUGACAGUUGGAAUUUUGUAUGACAUUGGAUGCCAGUUGGAGAGAAGUUGCCAAAUUUGGGGGUUUCUGGAGGAAUUCAUGGCAAGAAUCCUUUUUGCCCUUGCAGUUUUCCAUGGAUAUGGACACCAGUGGCCCUGCCAACUUGUUUAUCACCCUUGUAAAUGUGAAGGUUUUGGCCUCUCUGAUGGUGAGGUGCUAUCAAGUUAUUAG